UAAUUAAAUUACUGAUUCACCAGCUUGAUUCACUUUCCAUAGAAAACCAGCCAAAUUCGGCCACUAUAAGUACACGUGUCCACGUUAGUAAUAACAUUCCUCCUACGACACCGACGUACGUACCUAACAAGCACCUGCAAGCUCGCGACACAGGCAGCAGCUCGAUCGGUCACCAUGCUGGGCCUGCUCGCGCACCUCCACGCGGCGCUCGUGUUCCUCCCCAACAACGGCGGCCCGGCCUGGGCCGGGCCAGGCGGCGGCGCGGGGGCGGUGUAUGACGUGACGCGCUACGGCGCCCGGCCGGACGGCAUGACGGACGCGACGCUGCCGUUCCUGCGCGCGUGGGCCGACGCGUGCCGCUCGCCGCGCCCGGCCACGGUGCUGGUGCCGCCGGGCAUGUUCCUGGUGGGGAGCGCCACGUUCAUGGGCCCGUGCGCCACCCGCGCCGUCACGUUCAACGUGGCCGGCACGCUGCUCGCCCCCUCGGGCUACGGCUGGGACAGCGCCUCCCCCGGGCGGUGGCUCACGUUCGAGUCCGUGGAGGGCCUCGCCGUCUCCGGCGGCACCCUCGACGGCCGCGGCGCCCCCCUCUGGGCCUGCAAGCAGCAGCAGCCGCAGCAGCCGCGCCUCCACUGCCCGUCCGGCGCAUCGUCGCUGACGAUCUCGAACUCGAGGGACGUGGUGGUGGACGGGCUGAGGUCGAUGAACAGCGAGCUGUUCCACGUGGUGGUGCUGCAGAGCAACGGCGUGACGCUGAACCGGGUCACGGUGGACGCGCCGGAGGACAGCCCCAACACCGACGGGAUACACAUCCACAUGUCCAGCCACGUCUCCGUGUACGACGCCAACAUCCGCACCGGCGACGACUGCGUUUCCGUCGGCCCGGGCAACUCCAACCUCUGGAUCGAGCGCGUCGCCUGCGGCCCAGGCCACGGCAUAAGCAUCGGGAGUUUGGGCCACCAGCAAGGGCUGGACAUGGAGGACGUGCAGAACGUGACGGUGAAGACGACGUGGUUCACCGGCACCUCAAACGGGCUGAGGAUCAAAACCUGGGGGAGCUCCAAGCAGGGUUUCGUGAGGGGUGUCACCUUCGAGGACGCUACUAUGACAGGCGUCCACAACCCCAUCAUCAUCGAUCAAAAUUACUGUCCCCAAAAAGUUGGGUGCAGCGACCGGAGUUCGAGUAUCAAGAUCAGCGAGGUGAAGUACGUGGACAUACGGGGGUGGUCGACGACGCCGGUGGCCGUGACCUUCAACUGCAGCAGGAGCCACCCGUGCAGCGGGAUCAGCAUGCAGGACGUGAAGUUGAUGUACGACAGGCGCGUCGCCAAAUCCUCAUGCCGGAACGUUCAGGGGAGCCCGACCGUCGGAUUCAGCUACCACCCGCGGCACCCCCACCUACCUACCUCGGCGACUCCCUUCCCCCACUGUUCACCCGGCACCUCACCUGGGCGACUUCCUCCAUUCCCUCCACCAAAGACGCUCACUACUCCCCGGACGGCGGCAAUGGAGCAAGCGAACCCGCGGGCGGGGUCGGCGAGGAACAGGAAGGUGGUGCUGCGGGAUUACAUCAGCCGCGCACCGAGGGAGGACGACAUGGCGCUCGUCGACGGCGGCGCCGUGCCGCUGCGCGUCCCCGAGGGCGCCGCCGGCCCGGCCGUGCUGGUGAAGAACCUCUACCUCUCCUGCGACCCCUACAUGCGCGGCCGGAUGCGGGACUUCCACGGCUCCUACAUCCCCCCGUUCAAGCCCGGAUCUGUUAUAGAAGGGCUGGGCGUGGCGAGAGUGGUGGACUCCACUCAUCCGGGGUUCGUUGCCGGUGACAUUGUUUCGGGAAUGACUGGCUGGGAGGAAUACAGCUUGAUUGACAAACCUGAACAGCUGAAUAAGAUUCAGCAAAGCGACAUCCCACUCUCCUAUCAUUUGGGGCUUCUCGGCAUGCCUGGUUUUACAGCUUAUGUUGGAUUCUACGAAAUCUGCUCACCGAAGAAAGGAGAAUUUGUCUUUGUUUCUGCUGCAUCUGGAGCAGUUGGUCAGAUUGUUGGUCAACUUGCAAAGCUACAUGGCUGCUAUGUUGUCGGAAGUGCCGGAACAAAUCAGAAAGUUGAACUCCUAAAAGAUAAGUUUGGAUUCGAUGAAGCUUUUAAUUACAAAGAGGAGCCUGACUUGACUGCAGCCCUAAAAAGGUACUUUCCUGAAGGUAUUGACAUCUACUUCGAGAAUGUAGGCGGACCAAUGCUAGAUGCUGUACUCCUUAACAUGCGGAUGCAUGGUCGCAUAGCAGUAUGUGGGAUGGUCUCCCAGCACGGCAUGACUGAUCCUUCAGGGAUCCACAACCUCUUCUGUCUGGUGCCGAAACGGAUCAGUAUGAAGGGCUUCAUCCAGAGUGAUUACAUCAAGUUAUUCCCACAGUUCGUCGAUUACAUGACCAAGCAUUACAAGGAUGGCAAGAUUGAAUAUGUAGAAGACAUGAGCAUCGGGCUAGAGAAUGCGCCAGCUGCCUUUGUUGGUCUAUUCAGUGGUAAAAAUGUAGGCAAACAAGUCGUGUGCGUCUCACAAGAGUGAAGUACAUCUACAUUCUGAUGAAUAUUACGACUAUCUCAUGAUUCAAAUACUAAUAAAGAUUGUGAAGCGCUCGUGUUGAUGCGCAAUUA
This is a messenger RNA of Triticum aestivum (bread wheat), 2654 nucleotides long. RefSeq lists its product as uncharacterized. Lineage: Eukaryota; Viridiplantae; Streptophyta; Magnoliopsida; Poales; Poaceae. The record is from RefSeq and is a predicted model, not a curated record. Gene Ontology annotation, molecular function: polygalacturonase activity; oxidoreductase activity, acting on the CH-CH group of donors, NAD or NADP as acceptor. Gene Ontology annotation, biological process: carbohydrate metabolic process. The transcript is spliced from 9 exons. The coding region runs from base 175 to 2565 and encodes 796 amino acids.